AUGACGGCCCGGCUCCCCCGCCCCGCGCGCUCCCGGCGGGCCUCGCGAGAGGGACGGCGCGAGCCGAGGGACAAGCGGCGGCAGCGGCGCGUUGCUGCGCAACGGCCAGGCGGCCGGUGGAGGGAGCCGCGCGCAUGGCCAAGUAAGGCAAACUGCCCUUGCUAUGCCAAGGCUGAACUCCUGGCUGACUAUCUCCAGGCUAACUUGCCCAACUUCAGGGUUCACAAGAUCACUCAGCACCCUGACAAAUGGGAGCAGUGGCUUCAUGACAUUUGUGAAAAGAAUGGAUGGGAAUACAGACAGUCUCCUAUCAUUUGGAGAGAACUUUUGGACCGUGGAGGGAAGGGUCUGCUUCUGGGAGGAGUUAAUGACUUUCUGGAAUAUGCUCAGCAUUAUUAUGGCGUCACCUCAAUGAAGUUGAGUGAGGAACUGUUAGACAUUGCUAAGGAGAACCUGCAGGCACACAGUGAAAUUGAAAAAGAGGAGGAAGAGAUUAAAAGUCUUAUCAAGCCUUUGCAGAUCUGGAUCACCAGUGCAUCAGCUCCAAUCUGUUAUCAGCUGAUCCCUCUGUUGGCAAAUGGAGAGGUGUUUGGGAUGACCACAGAAAUCAGUAUCCAUUUGCUUGACACUGACCAGUUUAAGGAAGUUCUUUGUGGUAUUGUAAUGGAAGCUGAAGACAUGGCGUUGCCACCCCUCCGCAGUAUUUCAGAGCACACUGAAAUAGAUGAGGCUUUUAUUCAAGCUGAUAUUAUCAUUGUUCUUGAUGAUGUCCUCUUAAACCGUGAAGUCCAAUCCCUUGAGUGCUGCAUCAGGGAAGUGAGUAAGAUCUGUCAAGUGUAUGCUCCCUUGAUCGAGAAGAAUGCCAAGAGUGAUGUCAGAGUAAUUUCAUCAGGAAAGACCUUUGUAAACCUUAAGGCGAUGAUGAUUAUGACAUAUGGUCCAUCCAUUAAGCCUGAAAAUGUCAUUGCCGUUGCAACAUCCUGGGAAAGUGCAGCUAAAGCCAUGCUGGCCAGGAAGCUAAGCAUGAAUGCAGCAGGAGUUAAAGACGUGAUUGUGUGGGGCAAUAUUACUGGUUCUAACUACAUUGAUUUGUCACAUGCAAAACUUUAUGGAUAUGACUGUGCUAUUUGGGGCCCAGCUGAUUUUCCACAUCCUUUGUUGAAUAAGAUUUAUGAUAGUGAAUGGAUCCAUUCAGAAUUUCUAUCUGCACAGACUUCACUGAGUUCCCGGCUCUGUCAUUAUGUAGGAAUGUUACCUGCUCAUGCGGUAGCCACUGUACUGAGAUACUGGUAUCACAGCUCUCCUCCUGGGGAGAUUGUUUCUGUGGGAAUACUUAGUAAAGGUCAAUUUUGCAUUCUUGAAGGAAUUGUCUUCUCUAUGCCAGUGAGGUUCCAGAAUGGUAACUGGGAAGUCAUGACAGAAUUAGAAAUUAAUGAAAUGACCCAAGAAGUUCUGGGACGCUUAGCCCAUGAGCUGGUUCAGGAAAAGCUCAUUGCGCUAAAGGAAAUAAAAGAAAUGCAUCCAUAUGCAGCUGAAAAAAUCACUAGUAAAAAAAUUUUGCAUCAAGAGAUGGAAGCCUUGUCUACUGGCUCAUUUUAACCAGAGUUGUCUGGAGGAGAGAAUGCGGAAAAUUCCCAUGCUAAAGCUAUGUUUCCAUUUCCAUUGUAGCAAACUACAAAGAAAGGCUAAACAUUGUCAUAGUUUUUACAGUACCUUCCUCAUCAAAAACCUGGAAAUUGCAGGCAGAAAAAUAUUUCAAAAACAGUGUGAAUGUAACAUUCUUAAUCUGGAGACCAAAGCAAAAUUCCUGCCGACUUUAAUAAGUCUAGGAUUUCAUUUACAUCCAACAACUUAUUUCUUCAGACCAAUAAACUGUUUCAAAAACAAUCAUAUUAUAAUAAUUUUGAAUGAGAUUGUCACACACAGAGUGACAGUUUUAUAACUCCAAAUUCUUGUUUCAGAUGUAAUUAAACACAAUACUUGCAUAAGAAUAUACAUUCUCAGGCAAAAACAAUUUUCUAACACAAAAAUUGAAGUGCAUACAUCUCCUUAGUGACAAGAUCAUUUUUGUCUCCAUGUCUUUUAUCUAUUCAAUGAGUUUCAUAGGGACUGUUGAUGUGUUUUAAGUCAAACAUGCAAUUAAGUCCUUGUCUAAAACAGAAUUGAUGAGGUACCACUGUCACUUGCAUGUCUUUAGUGUCUUAAAAGAUGGAGACUGUGUUAAAUGAAAUAGUAUUGUAUUUGCUAAUUUUUUAUCAGAAGUGAGUUUUUAAAGCAAAAUAAGAAGUUUCAUGUUCUUUGAAUUAUAUAUAUGUAGUUGGAAUAAAUUCAUUAUUUCUGUUCAAGUGGAGGUUCCAACUCUGAACAGGGGUAACUUCUUACAUGAGGAAACCAAGAGGAGUUCAUCUGCUGUUUAUUGGCUGAUGUUGACAGAAGGGGAAAGGGUGUCUCACUGGUCUUAGAGAGAGGAGCUCGGCUGGGGUAUCACAGGAAGUUGGAAGAGUGUAGUUUCUUAUGUGAAAUAUACAUGGGAGAAGCAACAGUUACAGGAAGUGAGAUAUUGUUGCAGGUAUCUUCAUGUAAGAGUUCACAUGGGAGCUGGUAGAGGGCAGUGAUGUAAGAAGUCUUGAAGAGAGUGGUUAGGAAUCACUCAUUUCAUGAGGAAGUGGUCUCCAAGGCAUUAGUUUCCAGCAGUGUGUGCACAGAAAAUUGGCUGAGCCUCUGAGGAGCAUCUGAAGGCAGAUGUCUCAGGAGAGCAUAGCCAGGAAGGAUGCUACAGUAGUCUUUAGAAGGAAAGUUAGCUUCUCUAAUGUGUCUUUACAUUUGUUUUUUUCUGUAUAGAUUAUGAUUUGGCAGUCUUUUAUUCUUUGAAUUCUUUUAUUCUGCCUGUGAAGAUAGUAGUUCAAACAGACUGCAAUUCAAACACCAACGCUGCACAGCUGUUAGUGAGAAGGAAAUGAACUCUCUGCAAUGUAUAAGCAGGCUUACUGGACUUGCAAGUCACUACCUAAAAACCACAAACAAAGAAUUUCGUCUCAGAUGUUGGGAGGAGAAAGACAAAAAAAAAGUCUUUGACGUCUCUUGUAUCCUAAAUUAUUCUAAUUAAUUUGCUUAGUGGGCUGUAGGGGAAUUUAGGUCAUUCCUCAUGGAAGCAUAAUAGAAUGGGAAAGUUUCUUUUCCUAGCUUUUGUUUAGGAGAGAAAGAAAGAAUAGAAAUAAUAGGCAAGGUAAAAUAUGGUAACAUAUUCAAAGUUGGUUACAGUUGUAACACAGGAAUUAAUUUAGUCAUCACUAAGUUUUUUUCUAUAAGUAGUAAGUAAUUUUUUAUAUACAUUUUCUCACAAGUUACUGAGUAAUGCUAUGUAUGCAGGACAUUCAUAGCACUGAUGAAUCCUACCACCUGGGUGUUAGAGUAACUGUUGAAAAAUUUAUGAAAAAGGGCUUUAAGAUAAAUGUAUCUACCUUACAGAUAUUAUAUAUAUUCUGCAUAAACCCUAGCAUUUGGGUGUACUGGAGAGUGUGUAAGCUUUCCGGUUGGUCUGAACAAUUCUUAUUUUAGGACAUUACCACUAGGACUUACUAUUUUUCCUCUUUGUGUAGUUGUACCAACUGUUCAUUACAGCACACUGUGCUUGGUGCAUUGUUGUGCCAGCUUCCACCUCAUUUUCAGUCUCUAUAGCAACACUGUUUCUCAGCAACUGGGAGAUGCUUGGUAAAGGCCUCUCAAUUUAGAAAUACUGCAAUCCAACCAUAAGAAAAAAUUGCUUUGAAACAAAGAUCAAAGAAGUUUUAUCUUCAAUAAUUCAGGAUAUUUAUUACUAAUUAAUUAGUGCUCUCUGUUUUGACUGCUUAGACAAUUACCUGAUACUUUGAUCUGGGCCUUUGCAAGGCAUUUGUUGUGAACAGCUUUCAUUUAAAAGCAAAACCUGUAGAACUGUGUCUUGAAAUCAACUUUUAAGUGCUAUAAAACUACUGGACUACUUUGGUGGUAUCGUGUGACUUCUGGGCCUUUAGUAAGUAGCUGAGAGAAAGGUAAGUGCCGUUACUGUAUUUAAGAGGAGACAAUAAUUUCAGCCUUUGAACACAACAUAGGAUGUUUUCACCCUUCACAGGAAACAAAAGUAAUUGUAGUUUAUUUUAUGCGUAUUUAAAAUAUUGAUCAUACGUUGUUGAUUUCAAAAGAAGGCAGGCCUCUGUAAUUAAGUCAAUUGAUCUAUUUGGGAGAUUUCUGUCUUACUUGAUCUGGUUUGUCUUUCUCUGUACUUUAACUUAAUUAUGUAACAUGAAUAAAAGUGCAUUUUAUUUGCUAAAGUACAUACACUGAGAAACUGUGUAGGCAAACAAAAUACAUCUAAGUAAUCAAACAUGUUACUUUUCGUGCACAUUCCAGUAGGAUUCAAGAAUAAGGCUACUCUUGUUCUGCACAUAAAAGUAUUUCUAUUCAUGGGACUGGGGUUUAUAAUGGUAAAAAUGUAUUUCCUGUACAUUUGUAAUUAAUUUUAAAAUUCUUUUUUGUUUUGUGGAAGCAUUUUUAAUUAUUGAAGGACACAUGUAGCUGAAAUACAACACACUGACUGAAAUAGUGUAUCAAUGAGCAGUUAGUUCAGAUCUGAUGGCAGGCAGAUACUGCUUCUACUUUCAUAUUAUGUUAAUUAUAAAGUAGAUGUGCUACCACUGAAGUAGAUCCUGUUCACCCAAGCAUUCCUCCUCCAGUUAAGAUCUGAGCUCUCCACAGAGUUUUGUGUAUACAAAUGUAGACUGUACAUAUGUUAAUAAGGGCUUUCAUAACUUUUUUGAGAUAGGGUUCAUGGGUAUGUUGUUACGAUGUUGCACAAUGACAGCCAGUUUGGUAAAACACAUAAACACAUACUUUGAGACCAUGAAUACCCUAGUACAGGAGUACAGUGUUAUUUAUCCAUGUGGGUGAUUUAAAGGUUAGACAUCGUGCUGUAGUGGAUAGCGAGCUCAUCAUCUUACAGUAAGUAUCAAGUGCUAAUAGAUUAUGCAUGCUAUACAACUCAGUGAGGUCAGUGGAUCUGUUCUUGAGUGUGCAAAUUCUAAUGAGUGAGUUCUAAUUUAAGUGAGUUUAACUUGCAUAUUUUUACAUUCAUCUUGCUUUUUUUUUUUUGUGCCUUUGGUGGGGAGAAAAAAAGGAGGAAAACAUGAGGCAAGCUGUGUGUUUCUCAAGAAGAAAUGAUGUCAGCUCAGCUGAAAACUUCAGUUCUGUUUGAAAAUUUUACAAAAUAAACUUGUGAGAAACUACAACCAAUGAAUCUUGGGAUGUCUAGUGUAAAGAACGCCUAAUGCCAUCUGUUCAUUUCAAAUGGAUCCAGACUUUCAGGAGGCUUUCAAUGAUGUUCAGAGCUCCGUCUACAGAACAGCCCUAAAACUACGCUCAGUACAAAGUCUGUGCCGGUGUUAGUACCCGAAGAGAAUCGUGUGCUUUGAUAGGAAGAAGAAUCUGUAAAAAAAUUGUGUUACUGUCACCAUCAGUUAUUAUGCUACUUUGCUCUCUCAUUUUCCACCUGAGAAUCUCAGAACGCAUCACAAACACUUAAGAGCUAGAUAGUACUUCAUAUACAAAAUGAUGUUUUUCCCCCCUUUUGAAUGUCAGUGGAAGUACAUUAGUAAAAUUCUAAAGGCAUAGGAGAAUCAAAUUAUUACUACAAUCUGUAACACUGCUACAUAGACAUCACUGGCAAAAAUGAAUCUUUAUGUUAUUCUCGUUAAACGUCAAAUUCUCAUGUGUUUCUUAGUAGCUGAUCUAUUGGACAUAAUCAUAGACCAUCAAAAAUGCACUGGCAUGCAUUAUUAUUAAUAUUAUAAGUACUAAUUAGAACAACAUAAAAUAUGAUAGACCAGAAAACCCCUGGCUAGCACUCAUUCUCCCUGCCUUUGAAGUGAGUGAGAACUCGGUGCAAGCAAAAAUUAUGGAGCAAGGCCCCAGUCACCCAGCUUGCUUUGAAAUUACUGGAUGUAAAUUCCAUAUUGAGCCAAAAGGCAUGGAAAUCUUCAAUUUUCCACCUGAAACAGUCUGUUGCUGAAAAUGUACAUUGCGAGUGAGGUCUUCAGGGUAGCACAGGAAAGAUGACUAGUUUGUUGGCAAUAUUUUUUCAUUUGGGCAUGCUCUUCUGUGAAUGUAUUUAGUCUGAUCUCAGCCCUGAUAUGGUAAAUCUGCCUCAUGCUAUAUCUUAUAGCACAGGAGUACCGAUUCACACAGAUACUCGUUUUCAUUAGCUCUGUUGCCUAGUCUUCCAUGUCUCCUCUAGGCACUCAUAGCACCUAUCCAGCUACUCCACCUCUCCUUGAACUCUGAUGACUGGAAUUGCACAUGGGUUGUAAGACUGAAAUUCACCAGUAUCUCACACUGUUUUCCCCUCUAUGCUGGCAGGACCAUAGACGACAUACUCUAGGUUCUCUGGUUCUUCAGCUGUCUACAAACUUUCGAUCUACUACAAUCUUUCUUUUCUGAUAUUAAUACUAAUUGAUUGUGCCUGCGUGGUACUGAAUGUGACCUUUAAGAAGCCAUAGCGCUCUCUUCCCACUGGAUAUUAGUUAUUCCAUGGCACUUUUAAAAUACAACCUGUUUGCCCCUUUCUUGGCCAUAGUGCCUCCCUUCUCUUUGUGCAUGAGGAAAAGGCUUACAUCAAAGCACAUAUUGUUUUCACAGUCCCAGGUGAGCUUUUUUCUGAAGUACUGAAUGGCAUGUAGUUUAUGCUAUCUAGACAUAGAAUAGAAGUUGGGUCUAUAAUUUGGAUGCAGUUAAUCAUGCUGUUUUCCUAUAUAAUUUGGAUGCAGUUAAUAGUGCUAUUCUCUUUCCCUCCUACCUAUCCCAAAAUCACAUCCAGGGAAUUUUAGUUGAGCUGUUCUAUCUUUGUAGCCUCACAAGUUUUGCUACAUCCACAAGCACAGCAAGACCUUUCCCAGAUUGUUUCCUUUUUACGUUGCAUACUGGUUUAGACUUCAUUUUACAGGCUUGUCUUAGCUAGCUUCCAUUCAUGAAAAGGCAGGGAAAAUCAUGCAUUUCUCUCAUUUUUCCACAGUAGAUUUGGUUGACGUUUCUCUGAUUCAGCACAUCAUAUCAAGUGAACAGAGCCAGAGGGAAAAACAGAUUUCUCUGAAAGUGCAGCAGAUCUCUGGGAUGCUGAUGAAACUGUUCCAAAGGGUGAGAUUAGAAAAACCAGGCCAGGUAGAUCCAAAAGCUGCUGAAUUCACAUUGAGCCUGCUAACUACCAUGUAUGACAGGUGAGAGGAAGCAAAAAUGUAAAUCCAUCAGAAAGAACUGCUAGACUAAGUCUAUUUCUACCACUCUUUCACUGUUUCUGUAUGAAACACUCCCAUUUUGACAGUAUUUUGCUUGGUAUACACAAUGGAAGUAGUUCAGCUCUAGGAAUAUGAGGCACAGAGCUUUAUCAGAGAAAGAAUGGUCAAAUGUUUCCCUAAUUAACUGGAUAUCUGGAUUUCUGACAGUCCAUACUAACUUUUCUGUGAACAGCUUUACAGAGAGUAGCUCUUCUUUUGGCUGCCAAGGUAUUUUGACACACUCUUGAAAAAGAAUCCAUAUUUGCCUUUGAAUGACAGUACCUAUGCAUAGGUCAAGAAUUUGCCAGUUGCUUUUCAUUAUUCAUUUUUCUCCAGCUUAAGAAGUUAAUCAUGCAAUUAUGAAACAAAACUAUUGUCUCAUAGCUAUGAUCCCUAUAGAUCAUUAUAUUUGUGAAUAGCAGAUAGUUUAUGGGAUUAAUAAGGAAGCAGCUCACAGAGUGUACUUUUCUCACACAUUGUUUUGAAUAAUGAAUUAAUUCACUAAAGGCAGAAUUGGUUUGUGGUUGUACCAGAUUUAUAAGACAAAGGUUAAGUUCAUUGUACAAUUUAUUCACCACAGGUGAAAUUUAUUCCCUUCUACAUCAGAGCACAGUUUAUUUUACUGAAAGUGAGAUGUAAGUGGUCUCCAGUACUUUUUCUUGAAUCACUGUUCAUUAAUAAUUUGAUCUGUACUGCUUGUGGUCCCAUGUUGUGAAAUUUUUUAUACUUACAAAAAUCAAUUAAGGCUAGGAAUAAACUGGUGUAUGAUGAAACCAUGAGCCAGCAGUGUGCCCUUGGGGCCAAGAAGGCCGAUGGCACCCUGAGGGGCAUGAGGAGGAGCGAGGCCAGCAGGGCGAGGGAGGUGAUCCUCCCCCUCUGCUCUGCCCUGGUGAGGCUCAUCUGGAGCGCUGUGCCCGGUGCUGGGCUCCCCGGUUCGGGAGAGACAGGGAACUGCUGCAGAGGGGCCGGCGGAGGCUACAGAGAUGGCGGGGGGAGUGGGGCAUCUCCCUGGUGAGGAAAGGCUGAGGGAGCCGGGCCUGUUCAGCCUGGAGAAGAGAAGGCUGAGAGGGAUCUUACCAAUGUACACAAAUAUCUUAAGGGCGAGUGUCGGGGGGAUGGGGCCGGGCUCUUUUCAGCAGUGCCCAGUGACAGGACAAGGGGCAAUGGGUACAAACUGCAACACAAGAAGUUCUUUCUGAAUAUGAGGAAGAACUUAAGGGUGACAGCACUGGAACAGGCUGCCCGGAGAGGUUGUGGAGUCUCCUCUGGAAACAUUCAAAACCCACCUGGAUGUGACUCUGUGCAGCCUGCUGUAGAUGAACCUGCUUUAGCAGGGGGUUGAACUAGAUGAUCUCCAGAGGUCCCUUCCAGUCCUGACCAUUCUGUGAAACAAAGCAAGAAACAUCAAAAGUAUUUUAUAAUUUGUGUGCACUGGAGGGAAAUAAUUUAGAAGAAUCUUGUUUACAGGACUAUCCUUGUCUUUUUUCCUGGUUUCUUAGAACAGUGUGUCAUUUUGUUCUUGAUGUAAUUUCUUUAAAAAAAUUUCACAAGUCUCUUCCCAUGUACAUAGGAUAGAAAAAGCUUCUUAUAAUUUUCUUCUAAUCGUG
Falco peregrinus (peregrine falcon) is the source of this 8908-nucleotide messenger RNA. RefSeq names its product malate dehydrogenase 1B (gene MDH1B). The transcript has 13 exons. Lineage: Eukaryota; Metazoa; Chordata; Aves; Falconiformes; Falconidae. Bases 1 to 1599 code for a protein of 532 amino acids. Gene Ontology annotation, biological process: synaptic signaling; oxaloacetate metabolic process; malate metabolic process. Gene Ontology annotation, molecular function: L-malate dehydrogenase (NAD+) activity; zinc ion binding. Gene Ontology annotation, cellular component: plasma membrane. The record is from RefSeq and is a predicted model, not a curated record.